Aplysia californica (California sea hare) is the source of this 1059-nucleotide messenger RNA. RefSeq lists its product as uncharacterized. Gene Ontology annotation, cellular component: membrane. The record is from RefSeq and is a predicted model, not a curated record. Gene Ontology annotation, molecular function: G protein-coupled peptide receptor activity. Lineage: Eukaryota; Metazoa; Mollusca; Gastropoda; Aplysiida; Aplysiidae. The transcript has a single exon. Bases 1 to 1059 code for a protein of 352 amino acids.
AUGUUGAACAAGUCCCAACUCACAACAGAAUCUGUACUUACUCUGAUGAGGGCAAGCGAGCAAAUUUCAAAGCACACAAGAUAUAAAGAGUUAGUAAGCCGACAGUUCAGGGAUGUGUGUGAACAAAGCUUACAGAUUUUCAUUCUAUUCAUCAACAUCUUCGGCGUGCUAACCAACAGCAUCAACCUUCGAGUGUUUGUCAGGCAGGGGAUUGCCUCAGAUACCACCACCAUCAGCCUCUCUGCUCUGGCCAUAUCCGACCUCAUGGGCUGUAUCUUCAUGAUACCUGCCUCCUUGUGCUAUGUGGUUAAGUUUGUGAACUACACAGACUACAGGAACUGUGUGUCGCUCACGUCUAUGCCUUGUCACUAUCCGCACGUGAUGUUCUCUAGAAUCACAUGCUGGCUUACUGUAUACAUCUCGCUAGAGCGCACAUUGUGCGUUCUCAUGCCCCUUAAAGUCAAGUUUCUUCUGAGACCAAGAGUGGCACGGAAUGCUGUUUUAGCUAUCUUUACGUUCUUUAUUUCGUUUCAUGUCCCAUUUGCAGCCAGUACACGGAUAGUUUGGGAUUUUGACCCGGUGUUUAACCAGAGCAUGGCGGGAAAUGUUGAAACAAAACUUGGCAAAUUAUUUUUAUAUCUCAACAGCUUGAUAGCUACAACAAUACUAUCAACUGUUGCCAUGGCGAUCGUUGCCAUGACGACAACAGUGAUGCUUUACAAACUGAAAACGAAACAGGAGUGGAGAAAAACGGUUUCGUCCACAUCGGCGUCUGUCAUCUCAACUUCAAAGGAUCUGGAAGUUUUUAAAACGGUUACCAUGGUGACAACCAUCUACUUGGUGUGUUUGAUUGGUGGCCAUACCCCUGGCUUUGCUAUGCUCUUCUUUCCUGGCGUAACGCUGUCUGGGGUCAACGAGAAUCUAUUUCUUGUGAUGUACACCUUCAAGUAUUUCUUUGACGCCGUUAAUUCCUCUGUGAAUUUUCUCUUUUAUAUUUGGAUCAGUAGCAAGUUCAAAGCUACGUUCCAUUCUCUUUAUAGUCGCAGACAUCCCGAAUAG